Molecule: messenger RNA, 1054 nt
Organism: Leptonychotes weddellii (Weddell seal)
Lineage: Eukaryota; Metazoa; Chordata; Mammalia; Carnivora; Phocidae
Source: RefSeq, a predicted model, not a curated record
AAAACAUUGCACUAUCUUUGCCUUCCAGAGCGGUGUCAGCAACCCCCAGUCUCCAUUUGCUCAGAUGCCAGGUUCACCAGUAAUGACAGGUUACUAUGGGGUCAGAAGAUCGUUCCUCUCAGACUCAGACCUCCACAACGCUAAACAGUUCGCGAGCGACGUCGGCACCUCGGGCCCCGCGGCCAAGCCCUUUGCCUGCGAGGCCCCCGCAGGGCAGAGCCACCCGGGCCUCCUGGAUUCCUACUUCCCGGAGCCCUACGGAGACCACCGGCCCCCGGGCCUGACCCCCGGCACCGGCUCUCUGUUCAGCGCCUCACCCCUGCCGCCGCUCCUGCCACCUUUCCCUGGGGACCCCACGACGCACUUCGUGCUUAGGGACUCGUGGGAGCAAACGGCGCCCGACUGUCUCAGCCAGGCCGACCCCGUGCCCACCGACACCCUGCAGACCCUGCCACCCAGCGCAGGUUGCCUCUCCCAGCCGGAGUCAGGGAGCACCACCCCUCACAGGAGCUCGAGCUGGGGGGGCCCCCUGGCUGGGGCUCUGUCCUACUCACUGCAUGCACUGGAGGAUCUGUACCAUGUGCCGGGGUACCCCAUGCCACCCCCCCAUCCCUUCACCCCUUUCAUGACGAUGUCCAAUGACCUACCACACAAGGUGGUGCCCCUCUCCCCAGAUGAGGGGGCAGACACCGCUGGCCUUCAGGACCCUUCUUCAUGGACCAAAGAAGACGGGAGCAUGGCGUGGGGGUCAUAUGAAUGCCGCAGAGCUUACUGAGGGGCACACCACCGGACUCCUGCCGUGCUUUUCUUUGAGCUGGGUUCGGUAUUUGACAGAUUGUUUUCAGGGUGUUUCCAGCUCAUUCGGACCUGGAUUUUCAGAACAUGCCAUCGCGCCACCCUUUCUAAAUGGACCGUGCAUUUACUUGUAAUCCUCCCUCCCACAACCCCACUGAAAUACACGUGAUGUUAAUUCAGGAUAUCAGGGACUGUAUUCUAGUGAGACACUAGAGACUCAUGUGUUGUUGGAACUUUAGUAACGCAUUACAUUUCUGAA